Pseudophryne corroboree (corroboree frog) is the source of this 776-nucleotide messenger RNA. Its product is annotated as phospholipase A2 inhibitor CNF-like. Bases 71 to 334 code for a protein of 87 amino acids. Lineage: Eukaryota; Metazoa; Chordata; Amphibia; Anura; Myobatrachidae. The record is from RefSeq and is a predicted model, not a curated record. The transcript has 5 exons.
UUCACAGCACAAGAAACACAGAAGAUACAAGACCUAUUAAUGUACUGUACAUUCUGCAACAUCAUUAACCAUGAAGUUUGUCCUUGUCCUAACAGUCAUCGCUGGAGUCAUUGCUACAGGGGAAGCUCUGAGCUGUUACACAUGUAAGGCGUUUGGUCCGGACUGUACAGGGGUGCCUUGUGAAUGGACAAAUGGAGAAGACACUUGUGCAAAAGUAAUUGAAUAUAACACUGAAUAUGAUGACUUGAUAAUCACGGUGAAGAAAGGAUGUUUGACUAGUACUGAUACUUGUGGCAAUUACUAUGCUUUUGAUUCAUCUGGGUAUUAUCAUUAGAAAUUUACACUGAAUGCUGCAACGGAGACAACUGCAAUUGUGGUUUAAUCAAAAUGCCCUUGAGAAAUAUGACAGAGAAUGGAUUUCAAUGUGACUCCUGUUUUGUUCGGGAUAGUCUUCAAUGUAACCGAAUACCAAUGAAUUGCGCCGGUACCCAAACAGAGUGCCUUGAAUAUACUGGACAAGGAUCUCGGCCAGGAAAAGUGACAAAGAAUUAUAGUUUCUCUGGCUGUGCCAUUGCAGGAUCAUGCAAAGAUGGAAUGCCCAAUUUAAUAGGAUCACAGGCAUAUACUCCAGAUGGGCUGGGUUGCAAAAAUGCAAUUGCAGUAAAAUAAAAAUAAUUGCUUACCAAUCAUACACACUUAUGCCACUGUGUCUUCAUUGCUGUUAUCUGUUACUAAUAUAUUUGACCACAGGACUGAAUGUACAAGUUAAAAUUAUU